Molecule: messenger RNA, 504 nt
Organism: Ruditapes philippinarum (Manila clam)
Lineage: Eukaryota; Metazoa; Mollusca; Bivalvia; Venerida; Veneridae
Product: E3 ubiquitin-protein ligase XIAP-like
Exons: 4
Source: RefSeq, a predicted model, not a curated record
ACUUCGGAUCACCACGACUACCACCACCACCACAAAGCGAAACUAUCAGGGCACCACUUUAUCGGACAAUAGAAGAAAGACUUGCAUCAUUUGAAAACUUUCCUAGCGACAACAGCAUUCCUCAUCAACAACUUGCAGAAGCAGGUUUAUAUUUCACUGGAGAGGACAUAUGUUGUUUUGUGAAUGAUGGUUGUAUAAAAGGUGGGAGACUCUGUGAUAAAACUAUAGGAGAACAAGACACAAACUGUUCUCGUGAUACUUACAGAAAUAAGUCUAAAAGAUACACAACUCGUCAGAGAGAUGUGAUCAAGAAUGCAAGCACUUCAGAACGCAACCAACAUUCAGCUUCGCAGACAACCCAAGGAAAUGGAUCUUUCGGAUCACCACCACCACUAGGCUAUACAAUCAGGUCACCACGUUAUCGGACAAUGGAAGCAAGACUUGCAACAUUUGAAAACUUUCCUAGCGCCAACAACAUUCCUCAUCAACAAUUUGCAGAAGCAG